AUGGCAUGUAAGUUCUACGCUUUGGCUUCGAAGCCACGUCCCGCAACAUGCAACGAGGACAUUGAGCAGGAACAGCAGAGACCCGAGAGUUCGCAUGCACUUGGCAUAGAUGCAACUAGAAGUUUACGACCCUCGCGCAGAGCUCUGUCUGAUCUUGCUCUACUCACCCCCAAAUUCCUCUUCCUCGGCUUCAUCUCCUCCGCUCCAACCUCCUCCUCGACACUCACGCUGAGCUCUGUCUGA
Penicillium lagena is the source of this 243-nucleotide messenger RNA. RefSeq lists its product as uncharacterized. NCBI's taxonomy places the organism in Eukaryota, Fungi, Ascomycota, Eurotiomycetes, Eurotiales, Aspergillaceae. The record is from RefSeq and is a predicted model, not a curated record. The coding region runs from base 1 to 243 and encodes 80 amino acids. The transcript has 2 exons.